Molecule: messenger RNA, 426 nt
Organism: Helobdella robusta
Lineage: Eukaryota; Metazoa; Annelida; Clitellata; Rhynchobdellida; Glossiphoniidae
Exons: 2
Biological process (GO): homophilic cell-cell adhesion
Cellular component (GO): catenin complex; membrane
Molecular function (GO): calcium ion binding; cadherin binding
Source: RefSeq, a predicted model, not a curated record
AUCGAAGUAUCGAUUUUGGACGCCAACGACAACAAACCGAUAUUCGAAAGAACCGUAUAUAAAUCGACAAUAAGUGAGAGCUUGCCGGUCGGUAGUUUUGUCUUGACAGUCAGAGCCACUGAUGUCGAUUUAGCCGAGAAUGGCGCCGUGAGGUAUGCGAUUUCGCCGCAGUCGUUGAUAUCGGUUCCGAAUCUGAGGAGCUAUUUCCGGUUGAAUGCUACUUCCGGUAUCAUGACGACGAAUAGCGUGCUAGAUAGAGAAUCUGUGGCUAUGUUUAGGUUGGUGCCUUGUCGUCGCGAUCAGGGCAUACCGGUGGCACUGACGUCAUCAGCAACGGUCGACAUAACGGUGAUAGACAUUAACGAUGAGAUCCCGAGAUUCGAUAGGGAUGUGUACUCGUUAUCGGUACUGGAGAAUCGAGUAGUU